Coccinella septempunctata (seven-spotted ladybird) is the source of this 2142-nucleotide messenger RNA. Its product is annotated as 4-coumarate--CoA ligase 3-like. Gene Ontology annotation, molecular function: long-chain fatty acid-CoA ligase activity. The coding region runs from base 117 to 1853 and encodes 578 amino acids. The transcript has 7 exons. Gene Ontology annotation, biological process: fatty-acyl-CoA biosynthetic process; long-chain fatty acid metabolic process. Lineage: Eukaryota; Metazoa; Arthropoda; Insecta; Coleoptera; Coccinellidae. Gene Ontology annotation, cellular component: mitochondrion. The record is from RefSeq and is a predicted model, not a curated record.
AGUUGAUUGAAUAAUCAUGUUACCUCAAAUCAGUCAUAACCAGAGCCGUAGAUAAGACAGAGCACAAUAGCAUUAGUUUGAAAGGAUCCCAGUAUUAUUCUCCAUUCAUUUCGAAGAUGAUUCAUAGAAGGUUCCCAUUUAAAACUUUGUUGGUUAGGUUCAAAUUGAGCGCUUACCAGAAAAGGGUUAAGAGCCAUAUUUCGAAAAGUUACAUAGUUAAUUCCGGUUUUAGUGAUGUUGCAAUACCCAAUGUUUCUUUGCCGGAGUUUUUUGAGGAGUAUCAUGAGAAGUUUCAUAACUUCACUGCCAUUGAAUGCGCAGUCACCAGAAGGAAAUACAAUUAUGGCGAACUAAGAAGAAAAAGUACGAAUCUCGCUAAAGGUCUGAGGAAAUAUUUGAGACUGACAGAUGGAGAUGUGGUUGCCAUUGUUCUCACGAAUAAUCCCGAGUUCCCCAUAGCAAAUCUUGGAAUUUUGAAGGCUAAUCUCACAGUGACUUCAGUGAGUCCAGUUUUCACUCCAGAGGAAAUACACAGACAACUUGUUGAUGCCAACGCUAAAGCGAUCAUCACAGAGGUCGAUCUUGCACCGACAGUGAAAAAAGCUCUUCAGAAAUCUCUGAAGGACUUACCCCUCAUUGUAGUUAAAACGAGAACUGACCAAGAACUGAUGAACGGCUGCAUAGAUUUUCACGAAUUUGUAAACAAGGAAAUAGACGAUUUAGUGCUAUCGUCUGUGAGACCUGAAAGUGUGGCUUUCCUUCCAUAUUCUAGUGGCACCACUGGAUUACCGAAAGGAGUUCAACUCACUCAUUCGAACUUAGUAGCCAACAUAAUCCAGCACAACAAUCCAGAAUUACGAUUCAAAGAAUACGCUACAGAUAACUACCAAGAAGUAUUACCAACAAUCCUACCUCUCUAUCACAUCUUUGGAUACAAUGUUGUGAUGAAUGGAAUUCAAUUGUAUGGAGGGAAAUUAGUUACCAUUGGAAAAUUCAAUAAAGGAGAAUUCAUAUCCAUGCUAGAGAAUUACCAGAAUAGUUCGAUUUUCUAUUUGGUUCCACCCAUAGUUUUAUUGAUGAUCGGGAAUGAUCGCAUAAAAAGGGAAUAUCUCAGAAAUAUCAAGGCUAUAUUGAGUGGCGCAGCUUCUCUGGCAGCGUCAGAUGAAGAACGCUUCAACGAAAAGUUUGGAAAUCACAUCAAAACGCUUCAAGUGUAUGGAUUAACUGAAAUUUCACCACUGGCUACAUCACUCUACCCUAAUGAAGUAGAAGGAAGUACAUCCUACAAAGGUACGAUAGGAAGACCUAUACUAAAUACCCAAAUCAAAAUUGUGGACCCCCAAGAUCCUAAUGACACUCCCUUGAAACCCAACGCAAGAGGUGAACUACUAGUCAAAGGACCACAAGUUAUGAAGGGUUAUCUCAACAGACCUGAAGAAACCAAGAAAUCCAUAACACAUGAUGGAUGGCUCAGGACAGGAGAUGUGGGCUACUACAACGAAGAAGGUUUCUUCUUCAUAACGGACCGUUUUAAGGAACUGAUCAAAGUCAAGGGUAAUCAAGUGCCGCCUGCGGAACUUGAGGCGAUCAUCCGUUCUUUUCCUGGUGUUUUAGAGGCUGCCGUGAUAGGAAUUCCCCAUGAAACCAGUGGUGAAGUGCCGAGAGCUUAUGUGGUGCCCAAGAGCGGCGAAGUGAUAAACGUUAAGGACCUAACUGAAUUCGUUGAUGAUAAAGUGGCUAAAUACAAAAAACUAGCAGGUGGAAUAGCUUUAGUUAGCGAGAUUCCCAAAAACGCCUCUGGUAAAAUACUGAGAAGGGUUCUUAAGGAGGACUAUCUGAAAAAAAGAUCAUAAUCUGUAUUAAUUGCUGUUGUUUUAUUCUGAUUUGAAAAAAAAUCCCAACAUCCAGUAACUUGAUCAACUCAAAUAAACUACCUACAAAAUAUGUUUGAUGAAAUUAUACGAAUUGGUACAUUUUCAUGGAUAUCUAGUUUAAUGUGGAAACAUAAAAAUUCUCAAAUGAAACUGAAGAAACUGUAUGAUUUUCUGUAGGUUGAGUUUCUACCACCAACACCCAAAGGAGCUAUCGUUAACUCUUCACAAAUAUUUGCUUAUUGAUAAUUAACUUAAAUUAUGACACUGA